AAUCAUAUUAAAAUCGAUGGUGAAAACCGUAAGACAUCCCAAAUUAGAUAAGCAACUACUAAUGAGAGAAUGAUAUUUUGAUUUAUGGAAUUCACAUUUAAAAAAAUCGUAAAUAAAAAAGGGGAUUUUUUUUUUGCCAAAAGGAAGAAUGGAAUUAAGGGCAAUAAUAUAAUACGAAUAUCGUAGAGCUGAGUUUGCCCUAGCCUUUCACUUUUCCCUGUGUUGCCCUAUAUAAUGCUACGUCCUCGCCAUUUUCCCCGCACCAAAAUCCUAACAUCUGCCAUCUAAAAAACUCCAAUCUCAGCUUCUCAUCCCAAAUAACCAGUCCCUCUUUCUCUUCAUCCCAUCAAAGGAAGUUGGCUGUUUGGUCUGCUGUGUCUGCAGUUUGUCAAAGUGGAGGGUGUUACUUUUGAAUCUUCUUUUAUGUCUGAACGGGCCUCUCUCUUUUUGUCAUCAAUUGGAUUGCUCGGAGAGUACUGUCCCACGCCUAGAAAAAAGAAUAGAAGUUCCUCUUCUGAAGUUAUCUGCAUGCAUGUUGAGGCCAAUAACACAUAUUGUCUGGAUUUCCAUUUUAUGCAACCUCUUUCCAGUGCAAGGAAGCUGACUGGUAAAGGAUUUCUCACCACAAUCGAGAACACCAGCAUCUGAUCUGUCCUUUAAUUAACUCUGUCCCACAGUUUGAUCUAGAUGGCUUUGCAAAAUAUUGGUGCUUCAAACAGUGAUGAUGCCUUUUAUAGGUAUAAGAUGCCCAAAAUGAUAAGUAAGAUUGAAGGGAGGGGAAAUGGCAUCAAGACUAACGUGAUUAACAUGGUAGAAAUUGCCAAGGCUUUGGCUAGACCUGCUUCUUACACUACAAAAUAUUUUGGUUGUGAACUGGGAGCCCAAUCCAAGUUUGACGAGAAGACUGGAACUUCACUUGUAAAUGGGGCCCAUGACACUGCCAAGCUUGCAGGGCUUCUUGAGAACUUCAUUAAGAAGUAUGUUCAGUGCUAUGGUUGUGGGAACCCUGAAACUGAGAUAAUUAUUACCAAGACACAGAUGAUUACCCUGAAAUGUGCUGCAUGUGGGUUUGUUUCUGAUGUUGACAUGAGGGAUAAGCUUACAACUUUCAUUCUUAAGAACCCACCUGAGGCGAAGAAGUCAUCAAAAGACAAGAAGGCGAUGAGGAGGGCUGAAAAGGAAAGACUCAAGGAGGGUGAGGCUGCUGAUGAAGAGCUGAAGAAGAUUAAAAAAGAGGUAAAGAAGAAAGGUUCCUCUACUACUUCAAAGGUUGCUGCCUCCAAAGGUGCAGUAACCAAGAAGAAAAGCAGACAUUCUGAUGAGGAUCACUCCCCUGCACACAGUCAGGCUGAUGAGAAUGAACAGGUGGCCAGUGAUAAUGAUGAUGUCCAGUGGCAAACGGAUACUUCACUGGAAGCUGCUCAACAACGUAUCCAAGAGCAGUUGAGUGCUGUUACUGCAGAUAUGGUUAUGCUUUCUACCAAUGAAGAGAAGAAAAAGUCAGUGAGGAAGUCUCCGGAGUGUGAGGUUAAGGAACAUGAGAAUGGUAUCAGUGCCCAUGAGAAACUUGUUGAUGAGAUAAAGGAAUACCUCAAGAAGGGGUGCUCUGCAACUCAGCUUAAAUCCUUCCUAGGUUCACUCUCUGGAACCUCCCAAGAAGUCAUGGAUGCCCUUUUUACAGCAUUCUUUCAUGAUGUUGGGAAGGGGUUUGCAAAGGAAGUAACCAAAAAAAAGAACUACCUGGCAGUGGCAGCCCAAGAAGAGGGAGGGCAAAUUGUGCUUCUCCAUUCUAUUGAGUCUUUUUGUGGCAAGGCAAGCUCCGAGGCAGCAAAGGAGGUGGCUCUGGUUCUUAAAGUGCUGUAUGACAAUGACAUUUUGGAAGAAGAGUUUGUCAUGGAGUGGUACCAAAAGGGUAUUGCUGGUAGCAAUAAGAGUUGUGAGAUUUGGAAGAAUGUCAAGCCCUUCGUGGAGUGGCUCCAGAAUGCCGAGUCCGAGUCAGAAGAGGAGUGAUUCUGAAACUCAUGGUAUAGUUGCAUUUAUUAUGCUUAUAGCACAGACGUGCAACUUUUAAUACAAUAAGUUCCACUAACGUGGCUAUAGAUUUCAGUAUUUGGCAACAGUAUAGUUCGUUAAAAUAAAGAACAGUGAGCUAGGUCCUACAUGCUCUCUGUUGUGUUGUGAUUACUAGGUUCUUUUGUUGUCUGUUUGAGUCCUGGUUUUAUGAUAUGCUUCAUCUGUCUUUGUUUUUGUGUGCUUAAAACAAUGAGUUGAAUUUAGUUUGCUACUUUGAA
This is a messenger RNA of Durio zibethinus, 2291 nucleotides long. Its product is annotated as eukaryotic translation initiation factor 5. Lineage: Eukaryota; Viridiplantae; Streptophyta; Magnoliopsida; Malvales; Malvaceae. The record is from RefSeq and is a predicted model, not a curated record. Gene Ontology annotation, biological process: formation of cytoplasmic translation initiation complex; translational initiation. Gene Ontology annotation, molecular function: eukaryotic initiation factor eIF2 binding; GDP-dissociation inhibitor activity; translation initiation factor activity. Gene Ontology annotation, cellular component: cytosol.